Cuscuta europaea is the source of this 1682-nucleotide messenger RNA. The record is from the annotation of a GenBank genome assembly. Lineage: Eukaryota; Viridiplantae; Streptophyta; Magnoliopsida; Solanales; Convolvulaceae.
CUUAUAACAGCUGUGUCACUCGACUCGAUCUUCUGUUCAUGGGGAACUCUUCUAAUUGGAACUUGGAACUGAAUUUCUCGCACGCAGGUUGUUCGACAAAACGCUUGUGCAAAGAUCAACAAAUGCAUGUCCUCUCCCUAUUGGGAAAUUGGUAAAUUAACAGAAGGGUAAGGUUUUAGGGUUUCAAUGGUGGGAAAGGCUGCAAUUUCGUUUGCGCGAUUACUUGGAGUUCCUAGUCGCGAAGCAAAUCGAUCCUGGCAGAGAGGACAUUCUCGCUUUAUCUAUGACGGUAGCUUGAGGCUGUCUGCGGCGCUUAACUACUCUAGCACUUCGAAAGUCGCAGAAGAAGCAGAAAUCUGUGGGUUGGAGAAGCAUUUUUUGGUGGACUAUCUCAAAGGCUCACUCAACUUCUCCCAAGACGAUGCUAUCUCCGCAGUUUCCAAGGUAACCACACGUAAAUGUCAAUCCAGUCCUGCUUUAGUUGUUGAUUAUCUGAAAGGGAUAGGUAUGGAGCUGACCCACAUUAAGGCUGCUGUGUCCAAGCAUCCGAGAUUGCUAUUAGUUGACCCUGACAAAAUCAUUCACCCAAAAAUUCAGUGCCUGCAAGAACUCGGGCUAUCCGGGCCAGAUCUUGCCAAUUUCAUUGUGAGAGAUGCUUCUUUUCUUUUUAGAGGACUAGAGACUCAUUUAAGACCUAUCAUAAACUUUGUUAGACAAGUGUCCGGUGGAAAUAAGAAUGCUGUGAAAGCUCUGAAGAGGUCUGGUCGGUUGCUUUCGUUCGGAAGACUCAAACUUAUGGAGGAGAAUGUACGGGUGCUGCGGGAUUCUGGCAUUCCAGAGGAUAAAAUUCAAUGGUUUCUAGUCACAAGACCAAAUUAUUUAACAAAGAAUUCAGACAGGUCUUGCAAGAUGGUGAGCAUGGUGGAAAAUGAGAUUGGGAUACCCAGAAGUUCCUCAAUGUUUUACAGUGGGUUGUGUGUUGCAUCUCAGAUGAGCGUCUCAACAGUGAACAAGAAAUUCGAAAUCUUGAGGAGCUUAGGGUGGAGUAAAUCUGAUAUUUCUAAUUUGGUGCAAAGACAACCUAGCUGCUUAAUGCUAUCUGAGGCCAGGCUGAGGAAGAAACUGAAUUUUUUAAUGAAAAAGCUUGGUUAUGGGCCUCAUUACCUGGCUGAUCGCCCCAUGCUUCUACUGUCUAGUUUGGAGAAGAAGACCAUCCCUAGGAGUCAAGUGUUGAAAACACUUGAAGAACAUCAGCUGAAAGUGUGCUCUCUCUUUACAUCCCUAUUUUUUACUGAAUCACAGUUUUUGGUGCGUUAUCUUAUACCAUACAAGGAUAAACUGCCUAAUAUGUAUGAGAACUACAGAACAAGUAUUGAGCAGUAGAAUAUGUGGCUUUUUCUUCAUUGAUGCAAUUUGCAUCUCUCUACAUCAUUUGUUCUUACUACUCUCACGGGGAUGACUAAUUUAUCUCCUGAACUGGUUUUGCAGAAGUUUUCUUCGUAUUUGAUGAACCAUAACAUCAAUUUGCUUUUUAUCUCCAAUUACAAUUGACAAAGACAUGUUGCAUUUCACCAUUUGAACUGAAUUUUUUGAUCACUUUGAUUAUUGGCUUUUGGCUUGUGUAGUGUUUAAAUGUUGCUUGUAUGACCAGUUUCUUCUAGUUCGCAUGUGCCUUAAAAUUG